Messenger RNA from Mizuhopecten yessoensis (Yesso scallop), 9970 nucleotides. RefSeq names its product tyrosine-protein kinase Abl-like. Gene Ontology annotation, biological process: protein phosphorylation. NCBI's taxonomy places the organism in Eukaryota, Metazoa, Mollusca, Bivalvia, Pectinida, Pectinidae. Gene Ontology annotation, molecular function: protein binding; non-membrane spanning protein tyrosine kinase activity; ATP binding. The coding region runs from base 360 to 4292 and encodes 1310 amino acids. The transcript has 12 exons. The record is from RefSeq and is a predicted model, not a curated record.
AGGACACAGCAUUAUAAGCUGGUGUCAACACAGGUACACAGCACACCUGAGAAGUUGGACAACACACGCCCACACUUAUCUUAGCCAGGCCUCGUAAACUUAAACGGGUUUCCCAUAAAGUGGUUUAGCGAAGGGCACACAGUACUUUUUGGUUUAUCUGCUGUGUAGUGUAAAGUAAUCUCCAGUGUCUAUAUACAUAUAUGUAGUUGUUUUUCCAACAAAUUUCAGUGUGUUUUGUACGGUCAAUGGUGGCGGGUCAGUCGAACUGUGUACUGUAAACUAGGACGGUCAUCAAUAUACAAUGGACGGCAGGUGCCACCUGUGUCAAGACUUGAUUUCAUGAAUACUACAGCAGGUACAUGGAUUUAAUUAUCAAAAAGGUACUACAGCUAAGGAAAGGUGCCAAGGAAAAACAGUUGAAGAAAGAUUCCCUCCUGCAGACACGCCCCCUUCCAGAUGCGCCCUCUAUUGGUGAUGUUCUCAACACAAAAUGGAUGUCCAAGGAGAAUCUGUUAGCCAGUCAGAAUGAGGAUGAUCCAAACCUCUUUGUUGCCCUCUACGACUUCCAGUCAGGGGGAGACAACCAGCUCAGUAUUGUUAAAGAUGUCAUAACUGCAGGUGAACAGGUGACCAUCCUGGGCUAUAACAAGGGAGGCGAGUGGUGCGAGGUCAAAAACAAGGCCGGGGACAUCGGCUGGGUGCCUAGCAACUACAUCGCGCCGGUCAACAGCCUUGAUAAGUUUUCCUGGUACCAUGGACAGAUUUCUCGGAACGCAUCGGAGUACCUGCUCAGUAGUGGCAUCAAUGGAAGCUUCCUGGUCCGGGAGAGUGAGAGCAGCCCGGGUCAAAGGUCGAUAUCAGUCAGGUUUGAGGGAAGGGUCUACCAUUACAGGAUCAGCGAGGAUUCCGAUGGAAAGGUGUUUGUGACUCAGGAGCACCGCUUUAACACGCUGGCAGAACUUGUCCACCACCACUCCAUACACUCGGAUGGCCUGGUCACCACGCUGCUAUACCCUGCCCCAAAACGCACCAAACCCACAGUGUUCGGCCUUAGCCCCGAGCCUGACCGAUGGGAAAUCGAACGCACGGAAAUUGCCAUGAAACACAGGCUAGGCGGAGGUCAGUAUGGCGAUGUAUAUGAGGCAAUUUGGAAGCGCUACAACAAAACUGUUGCUGUUAAAACUCUCAAGGAAGACACAAUGGCCCUGAAGGAUUUCCUGGAGGAGGCCUGUAUCAUGAAAGAAAUGAAGCAUCCUAACCUUGUACAGCUGCUGGGUGUAUGUACGAGAGAACCACCGUUCUAUAUAGUAACAGAAUUCAUGACACACGGUAACCUGCUCGACUUCCUACGUGGGUCACCAAAGGGGGAGGUGGGGGCCACCAUACUCAUGCACAUGGCCACCCAAAUAGCAUCAGGCAUGGCGUAUUUAGAGACCCGGAUGUUUAUCCACAGGGAUCUAGCGGCCAGGAACUGUCUGGUAGGAGAAAAUCAUCUAGUCAAAGUGGCAGACUUUGGGCUGGCCAGGCUGAUGAAGGAUGAUACCUACACAGCUCAUGCUGGUGCCAAAUUCCCCAUCAAGUGGACAGCUCCCGAGGGACUGGCCUUCAACCGUUUCUCUACCAAGUCAGAUGUGUGGGCAUUUGGGGUUUUGCUGUGGGAGCUGGCUACCUAUGGCAUGUCGCCCUACCCCGGUGUAGAGCUCACAGAAGUCUAUCAUCUCCUGGAGCGGGGCUACAGGAUGGACCGGCCUGCUGGGUGUCCAGCAAACGUCUAUGAACUAAUGAUGAGAUGUUGGCAUUGGGACCCAAAGGAUCGACCUACAUUCAAGGAUAUCCAUAACUCAUUAGAACAUAUGUUUGAGAAGUCCAGUGUUAGUGAAGAGGUAGAGAAGGAGUUGGAGAAAAAUGACACCAAGCGUGUGCCCUCCAAGAAAGGUCGCCAGCCCCCUAGUAUGGAUGGCAGCGAGCACCUGGAGGGACGCAUCAGCGCAGGUCCGACACCCCCUGCAGGCAGGCGUGUGUUGCCUCCCAUGGAGGACACCGAGCUGACGCUACGACAAGCCAGCAAAUCUUUGUCUAAAGCACGCAAAAAGGCGGGACCAGCUCCCGCCCCACCACGAAGAACUACUUCAUGUAAAGACACGCCUGAAAAUCCCAAAGAUAUGGAGAAUGAACUCAAGGCUAAAAUGAAACUGCAGAAAGCUAAGAUAGAAAGUUCAACUCUUGUGGAACAGUAUGAUGAAAAUGAGACUCUAGAAAGGGAUUCGUCCACCGGAGACUUCACUCCGAUGAUGGUAACACUUCAGCCGUCAAAACGGUUUGAAUUAGGUUCGCCAAAAACUUUUCAAAGGAUGGAUUCUAAGGAAGCUUUGAAGGAAAAUAGAAUGGAGGAUAGUGGCAUUUCACAGAGUAGUACUGAGAGUCUAAAGCGAGCACAGAUUGAUAAAUCAAAAUACUUGAUCAAUACAGAUAGUGCGGUCAAGUCUGGCCACUUUGAACAUUCGCAAGAGCGGAGUAGUGGUAGGAAGUUUUCACUGCCUUACCACCGCGAAACUGUACGGCAAUCCGACCUAGAAAGUAAAAAAGUUGACCAGGGGACUAGUACUUUUGAGGAAGGUACAGACGCAACACCUUUAGUAACAUAUAAAGGUAAACAAUAUCCCAAAAAGGCCCUGCCUCUCCCACAACAGGCACUGGGCUUUCCACGUAGAAAAUACUCAAGUGAAAAUGUGCAACGAUUCGAGUCUGCCCAGUUGAUACGAGGGCGCGGCUCGCUGGAUGCUGAGAGUGAAAGUGUAACCAUAGGGAAAUUAGAUGUGGAUAACGUUACUAAAGCCAUCAGUAGAUACGGAACCAUUCCAAAGGGACGUAGAAUUGAAGCUUACCUAGCAUCAAUGGAGAGUGGAACCGAGAGAAAUCCAGUCCAGGAGCUUCCCCAAGUAGAGGACCACGAUUCUGGAACGGACACUGCCAGCAUUUCCUCAUGCCCGGUGCUCCUACCUGAGAAUUCAGGAGCCAAGGCGGUGCCCAGUGCUGAAGCAACCAUCAUCAAACCUGAACCCAAUGUAAAACCUUCAGCUUUUGUAAAAUCACAAUCACAACACACAAUUGUGGAGAACUCCGCAUCUCACCACGGAGCUCUUCUUCAGAGACAUAAAUCUGAUCUGACGCACGGUGCCAUGCCAAUCACUAUUGACCCCACACAACCCCCAAAACAUUACUCUGACCCCAAGCCUAAACCUAGCCCCCGACUGUCUCGCAUGUUCUCAGACCAUGGUGAGGCUAAUAGCCACGAGGGCCAUGAGCCACUUUCGUCUGUACCAACUCCAGUGUACAAGUCCCUGGGAGGGGCAAACCUUGACUACAGUCCUGGUAGUACCACAGACUCUACCGUUAUAGAAAGUCCGGAAUCUGUUGAAGCUCGACUCAAACAUGGAGGUGAGAACAAAGUUCAACCUCUGCGACCCCAGUUUACCCACAAGUCACGUUCUGCAUCGACAGGGGACUAUCCACGUGCAGAGGACAUCACACCAGAUGAAAACCAAUGGGCAAGUGUUAAUGCAGCAAUGCAACAGCACAUGCAAAUAGCUCAAAACCAGCUAGAGGAUAAAAAAGGUGCCUCUUUCUUAUCUAAAGUUGCCAUGUUUCAGUCACAGGGACCAGGGUCUAGUGAGUUCAGUUCCUUCAAACCUUUCACACGCGGGGAAGGUGGGAGGGAAUCACUGAGGGAUGACAAAUCAACAAGUAGCACCAAAUCGGACAUGGUUAUAAGAAAAAGUGAUCCUCGUGUAGAAAUGCAACCAUACAAGCCGACAGCUAGUAAGGAUGACAAUAUAUACAAACCUGUAUUACCAAAGAUGGCGGCAUCAUCAGGUGGGAUGAACCCACUUAUGUCCAAGUCUAUGAUUGAUACCCUAGAUACUGUACCAGAGAGCUACUUACAUGGACAGAGCUCCGAUUCAGACACACCAAAGGUUUCUCGUGAAACAAUUUUAGACACAUCUGGUAAUUUAAAGAGCUGUAUCGAUUCCUUAUUAGCAACUGGAAAUAAAUCUAGCACUAAUUUCAUGGUUUUAUCGGAACAAGUUCUAAAUUUCCAUGAGCAAUGUUCACAUUUUAUUGACUCUCUGCCUCCGCAUGCAAAGUUCCACGCUCGAGAGCUUUUGUCACGCCUGCAGUCACAUAGUGAAAAUCUGAAAAAAUUCAGUAGCACUAACCCAGGUGGAGGUGGUAAACUUAUCAGUGAUAUCAAAUUGACUGUUCAGGAAGUAAUUGAUCUUAUACAAAGGUGAAAAGUGAUGUUUCCAUUUCUGAAGAAGAAGAAGAAGAAGAAAUAAGAAAAAUUGGCCGAGGUAUAUGGAUUAGCUUAAAGUCUACUUAAGUUUAAUUUUUUCUCAAGAAAUUGGGACCAUGUUGUGUUCUUGGCAUUUGAUAGAUCUUAAAACCGAAGUGAAAGUCUAUGUGAUCCGAUGCAAGUACUGUAUCUUACCAAGUAUUUCAUUCAUAAAUACAAGGGUUAUCAAUCUUUCAUGGAUGUGAAAUAUAAGAUGCUGCAAGAGUCAUUGAUUGUUCAAAGGUGAAAAGUCUUGGGUCUGCAUACAUUUAGAGGUGAAAGGUCAAAUGAAGUGAAAGGUGGAACUCCAGGCAUUACCUGUGUUGGGCACUAUGUACCAAGUUGUUGUGAGUUAGGUACAGAUCAGAGAUCUAGAAGACUAGUAUUGUAUUUGUGUAUGACAUGUUUCUGUACUAGUUAUUUGCAAGUCAUCAAUAGUAUAUUACUGCUCAUACUGAGCAAGGUAUUUAUUGUCAUUUUUGUUUGUUUUGUAGAAAGAUCAAAAUCCAUUUUAUGACUCGUGCAACAGGUUCUUUUUUCCAUGAAAUUCCAGCCUUAUUAAAACAAAACUUGAUUAACAGAAUUUAUGAUCUGUCAUGUUCGUUAAAUCAUCCCCAUCAAGUGUUUUGUGUAACAUCAUGUGGCGUAUGUUGUGGUUCCUACAGGAAGUCUAGAUGGUCAAUGAGAAAAAAGUCUUCAGUUAACAGUUUCACAGCAAAAAUAUCUGAAGAUCAUUCUUUCUACAAACUUAUUGCCAAACAUGUGUUACCAGGUAUGAAUCGCGUGAACUCGUGAAAGCUGCACUUAACAGCGUACUUUGUAAUUCUGUAAACUUAGACUUUUUUCACUGGUUAAUUUUGCGAUUUCACUCGCAGCACGGUUGAUGUUAAUGAAGCUUUCAUGAGAUACAAUUACGAUACAUGCAUACAUAUAGUGAGCUCUCAUUUUAUGCAUGAGAGAAAAAUUAACAUGGAAUCAUCAAUGGUGCAUGAGAAGCGCAAAUUGUACGACACGUAAAAUUCUACAUUAACAGUAUUUUAAGUGAGGGUUUAAAUUUUGCAAAUGCAUUGAAGUUUGCUAAAAUGUGUACUUCAUUAUUAAUUGGGAUGGUUGCUAGUUUUUAUAAUCAUGUACUGAUGAGUCAUGAAAAUCAAAUCUGAGGUAUUAUGGUAAUGUUAUCACUACAAUAAGGUUGUUUUGAAGUGCUUUCCAAUUUUUAAUGACAGCUUCAUAUAACAAUUUACAUAAAAGGUCAAGGUUGUAUUGGUAUAAAUCCUAUAGUAUGUCAAUAUUUAAGACAAGAGUGAUACUUGUUUAAAGCUGAAAAUGUGGAAAUUAAUUCCUUUUGUUUGGCAUUUUCCUAACAUAGGCAGAGAUGUUAUCAAGUACCAGUAAUACCAAUUACGCAUUCUGAUGAAUUUGUGAAAUCAAAAAUUCAGUAUCAAGAUAUUACUUGUUCAUACUACCACGUUUGCUUGUUCCAGAAUAUUUCUAAAUAAUUUGUCUUGUCAAUCCCUUCUUACUGCCUUCUCAUAUAUAGAUAUUCAAUCAUUAUGUGAUAUCUAGACAAGAGCUUUGUGAUGGUACCGGUAUGGUACAGACUUAAAUGUAUGUGGGUGUAGGUUGUCUCCCCUUAAUUUAACUAACGGUACUUUUUACAAAAUUUGACACAUAAAUGUGUUUAAGGUGUACAUAUGACUCGGCUUCAGUCUGUAAGGAAAACCCAGUUUGCAAAUAAUGCAGGACAGUCAGAUUUUACAAUAAUCCCAGUUAAAAUACAAAAAUAAUAAAACAAGUGUUUUAACAUUACAUUAUGUUUGUACACAAAAGAUAAACUUCCAAUUCCAAAAUAGAACAAAACAUCAGAUAUUAAUAUUGGACUAAGUACCUGUUUGUAAACAUUCCAAAAGGUUUUCCUUAAUGAAUGCAGCCCUGAUCAUGGCAAGGAUUUGUAGGUGUAGGUUGUCUCCCCUUAACAUCAAUAACUGAUAAUCUAUGGACACUUGUGUAUGUUUUGUGUACAUGCAGAGGUCUUAGCUUGUUAGAUUAUUAUACUUCAGAACAAGACUAAAACGGUGAAACCUGUCCAAUCCGAUAUCUUGUUAUUCUGACAUCCUGUUUUAUCCCAUUCUUAUGAAAACUACCAAAUUACAAACUGACAUGCUGUCUGAUUUAUUGUGACCCGAAAGGAGUCAGAUUAGAGAGGUUUCACCACCCGUUUUAAAUGUUUUUAAGUGCUUAUCACAGGUUGAGUGUCUCACCCGAACUUCUGUGUAAUGACCACACCUCUACAACAAUUGUGUUCACCCUUGUUAAGGACACAGAAACAGUGUCUUAUGUAUACCAGUUAGUACACUGUUAUACUGCUGAAAAAAUCACCCGGUUGAGUCCUAUCUACCUAAGUUUAUACAAUCAAUUACUAUUGAUAUAAAUGAGAACAAGUUUAUAAUCCCUAAGUUGUAAGGUGUCUUAAGGUCAAGGUCAGUUAAUGUAGAAUAUAGAAAACUUCAUGUUACAGGAGCCUACUUAAUUUACAGAAGUUAAGGUAAGGCGUUUGUUUCUUUUUCCAUUGUUAUAAUUUGAGUAUCUAUUAAUACACUCUUGGACAUAUCUUACAAACUUUCAAUCACGUUAGUUUCCUCAUUGACAGAUUUAAGAACUGAAGUGUAAGUUGGGUUGAGGGCAAACAUUGAAGCUCACUACCUCAUUAGUGUAGUAUGUGGAAUAACUUAUCGUUCUGAUCAUCAUAAUCUUUCAGGAUCAGAAACUUCCCAUGUACUCUAUUUCAAAUAUAUAUAUAUAUCUGUAUUGCGAACAACUUCGGGCAUAGAAGCCUUUUUCUUAAUUCUUCUUUUACAGUCAGAUUUAAAGUGGUAGAUAUAUUAAAUACAAUUUACUGAAACAUUAUAGGGUUAUCUGUAAAGAUCUGUCAACUUUUAUUUGUUUUCCUUAAUGUGUAUGGUUGGAGAGAGAGUGUAACGUGGGAGAGUUUGUAUACAGGCAGGGAGCUCUUGAGGAGUUAUCGCCCCUGUCUGUAUUUUUGUACAAUCAGUUAUCGUGUCUUUCUAUGUCUAGUCCAGUAAGUUCUACCUGCUCCCCCCACCUUCCUCGGUAGUAUACAUAGGGCAUUGCCAGCUCAUUCUGCUCUCUCUGUCAAUCAACACAAGUUUCUAUGUAGUGUACCUAUACUAGCUGCAGCAAGCAUUAUGUGAUCUAUAAAUUGAAUCAAAUUGCAAGAUGUGUAUGAUUUUAUGGUAAUUUUCAACUGCAUUACCUUUGUAUUGUUUCAGGUACAUGCCUAUCUAAUUACCCAGGUAUUUUCUUUAAUAUAUAGGUGAUAAGGGUUUGAUUGUGUUCUUCAAUAAGGAAUAACUGUUCUGUAUCUUCCUGACUAAAUAUAAGCAUAAUAAUACAUGUACAUUGUACCAUUGAUAAAUUGAUUUGUACAAAUUGUUAAAAUAUAUAGAAAGAUAAUUGACUUAGGCGCUCAUAUUAUAACUUGUAGGAAGUAUUAUCAAAACUUGGCAAAUUUAUUGAAAGUUUGCAUAUCAAAAUCUCGUUUUUGGAAGUUUGCACGAAUUAAGCUUGUAAUCAUCAAUCAAAUUCUUUUCCUGAAAAAGUAAAAUGUCAUUCUUCAACUACAAGUUUACAAGUCCAUACUACCUGUACAUAUUAAAGCCUAGCUGAAGUUUUUGACAAUGUGUUUAUUUUUACAUGCAAUUCGUUUAACAAUUUGUUCUAUGAUGAAACAUUUCAUUUCAUUAAUUACAGCCAAAACAAUUAAUACUGAUAUGUAAAUCGGAACAAAAAAGGUUGUGAGAGGUGAAUUCCAUUCUGCUGAGAUAGACAGUCAUUUGAGUCGGCUAAUCAAACAUUGUAAAUUCUCAUUUCGAUGUUAUGUAUAUGUAUUUAGAAAUUUCUCAUAGUUGUAAAUACCAGAUAUUUAUACUAACAUUAGAGAGAAAAAAACGGAAAAACGAUCUGUUUAUACAAUUUCUACAUGCUGGCAUUAUUGUGUACGAAAUAUAUGCUGUAAAGGUUGUUCACAACUGUUUUAGAAUAAUUUUUUUCCCAAAGUAUUUUGAAAUAAUUAACAGCCCUUUAAAUGGUGUGAUGUUGAUCCAGGUAAAUGAUAGAACAAAGUGGUGGUGAUGUAGAUAUAUAUAUAUAGCCCUUGUUUUAAUGUAUUAGUAUAUGUUCACAAGAUAUUUAUAUUCAGAUUUGCGUGUCCCAACGAGAUAAUGUGAAAAUAUAUAUCUUGUGAAUUAUAACUGACUUACAGUAAUCAGUCCCUUAUAGCCAAACCCAAACAUCACAUUGUUGUAGACAGUUGGAUUAAAAUAUAAUUCACUCAUUUGUGUUAAUAGGUUGUCAUUCUGUCGGUCAAGCAUACCAUGUGAUAAUCAGAAUCUGUCACAUUACUCAACAGUGACAUUGUUUUGUAAAUACAUGUACCGGGGUACUUCCCAAUUUCCCUCCAUUUUCAAUUGCCAUAUCCCCCAACCUCUCGCUGUCAUCAUCAUGGGUCAACACCUAAUUGGAAGUAUUGGAGGAAGAUCAGCUGGGGACUCCCUAGAUGCCUGUUUCCCAACAUAAGUCAUUUGUUUAAAAGCGAAACUGGACUGUUUCUUUCUACACUGUCCCUCUCCGAAACUGCACCUGGAGCUCGACGUUGGUUGUAUAUCAAUUGUUGAACCUAUCUUUAAAUUUGAAGUAAUAAGGUUGAAAUUUUCAAUUAUAUAAUACUACGGUAAGUCCUAGGUGAACAAAUGUCAUUGUGUCUCAUCAUUAUAAUACAGUGCCCUUCCUCUAAACACACGUGUAUAUAGAGAGGGAGAAGUGUGGUGUUCAGAUUCGAGAGGCUGUCUGUAUGUGCUUACUUGUGAUACCAUACAUUGUUUAAUAUUUAUUUAUUUGUGGUAAAGCUUUUACAGAAAAUCCUAAUUCUUUUUAGACAAAGAAACUAUUUUGUCAUUGUUUUGAUAAAUUCCUACUUAACAUUAUGACUGUGAAUAUUUGUAAUUAACUCCUCUUCAACAGCCAUUGCUGAUGGACAUACUUGUAAAUUUUGCUUGCUUUAAAUGGCCUCGACCUUGUGACGAACACUUUUCCAUGCUUCUAGAACCAGAUGAUGGGUAGAUAGUUGCAUGGAAAGGUUACAGGUUUAGACCAAAUGGGAACAUGAAAUGCUUGUGAAUGAAGUGCAAGAAACUUGUACAGUGCUCAUGGUCGGUUUAAGUGCAAGAUACUUUUUUAUCUUAUUAAUCCUACAACCUUAAUUUCUUCCCAAGUGGGACAUGAAUGGCAUCACCCCCAAAAUUGGGAGAAAGUAGUUUUAUACUCAUUUCUGUAUUUCUCCAAACAAUAUGUCUGAAAAAUUGGAAAGAAAUUGAGGUUGUUAACAACAUAUAAAUAUAUUUUGUGUGAGUGAAGUAUGCAUGUUUUAUAAUCGAGAGAAAGUGUAUUAGUUGGAAGUGAGGCUGUGUCAUGUGUCUGUAUGAUGGCUUUAUAAUCUGUGUACCGAGUGCAUUGUGAUGAGAGAAGAAGCUCUAUACUAGACAUGCAAGCCAAUUUUUGUCCAAAAAAGUCAAUGUAUAUGGUUGUACAUUAAUGUGAAAAUAAAACAAUUAAGUACAU